This is a messenger RNA of Miniopterus natalensis, 1018 nucleotides long. RefSeq names its product succinate dehydrogenase complex assembly factor 3 (gene SDHAF3). Gene Ontology annotation, biological process: succinate metabolic process; mitochondrial respiratory chain complex II assembly. NCBI's taxonomy places the organism in Eukaryota, Metazoa, Chordata, Mammalia, Chiroptera, Miniopteridae. The record is from RefSeq and is a predicted model, not a curated record. Gene Ontology annotation, cellular component: mitochondrion; mitochondrial intermembrane space.
AUGGCCGAAGCUGGUCGUGGCCAGAAGCGGAAACACAAGAAGCCACCACAAUAUGCAGCUAAAGAAACAUCUGUGGUGGAGGAAGUGCUGAGAAACGGUCGCAUUCUGCAUAUAUUUUGCUGGUGGAGCCAUCAGGAUUUGCUGAAGGAGCAAAGGUGUGACGGGAAAGAACUAGGCCACGUGGCUCUCAGCAUCGCCUUUGAAAAGGUGGAGAUUUUGGCCCACGCGCGGGCCUUGUAUCGGCGCAUCCUGCUGCUGCACCGCUUUCUGCCCCCGGACCUCAAAGCCCUCGGCGACCAGUACGUGAAGGACGAAUUUAGGAGACAUAAGACGGUUGGUUCGAACGAGGCCCGACGUUUCUUGGAGGAAUGGGAGGCGUAUGCAGCAGUGCUAUGGCAACAAGCUAAUGAAAACAGCCAAAAUUCGACUGAAAAAGCAUGCUUUGGAACAGCCCUACCAGAAGAAAAACUUAAUGACUUUCGUGAUGAACAAAUAGGACAGCUGCAGGAGCUGAUGCAAGAAGCCACUAAACCCAAUAGGCAAUUUAGUAUCACUGAGUCUAGGAAACCAAAAUGUUAGUCUAUACAGUAAAGCUUAACAAGCAUUUACAGUUCAAAACCCCUUAUUUUAACUCUCAUUGGUUUUAAAAAUUUGAGCUUUUAGGCUUUGAAGAGUGCCUGGUGUAAUAAAAUAUAUAUUUUUUGUUGGGGGAUGUUAUGAAUGCUCACUGAAGUGUAUGGAUCAGGUCACCAGUGGACGGAACUUUACAUGAUAGAGGAGUAACAGUACUUGCCAGAUGGGAUUCAAUUAUUGGACUAAAUAAGGAAGAACAGCUCUAAACAGGACAAACUUCUGGAAUUUUGCAAAAAAAAUUUAUGUAUAAAUUUGUUUUUAAUGCUAUUCUUGUUUGAGCAUUAGCCUCAUGGUUUUAGUUUCAUCAGAUAAGUACAUCAUGAUAAUAUGGAUGUAGAAUUUCAGCCAGAUUAUUUAAUUAAAUACAUUGUCAUCUUAAAAGUUU